Molecule: messenger RNA, 2415 nt
Organism: Zingiber officinale
Lineage: Eukaryota; Viridiplantae; Streptophyta; Magnoliopsida; Zingiberales; Zingiberaceae
Product: disease resistance protein RGA2-like
Exons: 2
Coding region: 169-2175 (668 amino acids)
Biological process (GO): defense response to other organism
Molecular function (GO): ADP binding
Source: RefSeq, a predicted model, not a curated record
AUUUUUUUUUUGUGGUGUUGUUGCCAAUGUGUUUUAAGUCUUCGGAUUCUCCCUUCGUUCCUAAUAAAACGAAGAUGCACCGUCACCUUACGGAUCACUUCUCUCUGUAACCUCCCUCGCUCUCAUCUCCUGCUUUGGAGUGGUGAGAAGAGAGACGAAGUAGCGGCAAUGGAUCCUCAUAUAAUCGUUCUAACAGUCAUUGGAUGGAUUGUGCCGGCAGUCGUUACUAUGGCGAUCAACAAAACGCUGAAUAAUCCUCCCAAAGAUGACAAAGCUAAGAAACUAGAGGAAGAAAUUGAGAAAAAGAGCAGAAUAAUCGCCCAACUUGACGAGGAGAUCACAAGCAAUCAGAUCGUCAAACAUGGGUUGUGGGGCGUUAAAAAUGUCGUCGGUGGCGCAAAGGAAGCGAUCGAGAACUACCGGAAGCACGAUGGACGAUGUAGAAAAGUAUUUUUCUGGAAACCUGAUGCAAGAACCAACUGGUUGGAAGAGGCUCACGGUAUGCUCGACCAAACCGAUGUCGAUUUCAGAGCAGUGGCCGUGGCUCGGCAAAAUGACGAGGAGUACAAAUUCCGGCGUACGACUGGUGAAAGGAAGCAUUUCACGAAGUUGCGAGGACGAGACGCCGAAACAAGAGCCUUGCUGAAUUGGUUGGAGAAUUCUCAGAGAUCUUUUAGUUCAGGUAGCAAAAAGUUCUCUAUUCUGUCUGUCGUCGGUCCGGGUGGCAUCGGCAAGACGGAGCUCGCUCGGGAAGCCUACAACGCCCGAGCCAGCUUCGGCAUCAAGGCAUGGGUCUCUGUGUGCAAGAAUUGUGAUGUGAAGAAGAUGACCAUUGAAAUCAUGGACUCUGCCGACAUCAAACUACCUCCGGGCCUUCACAGCAUCAACAGCCCGGAGCAGAUCCGAAGCAUAUUUACCAAGAGGAUCAAGGGGCAGAGAGUUUUGGUCGUCUUCGAUGACGUGUGGGAGGGGUUCAGCACCUCUUGGGAGGAGCUUUACGCCUCGCUUAGUCAUGGAAAACAAGGGAGCAGAGUCAUAGUCACAACCCAGCUUGAGAGGGUAGCAAAGCUAAUCGGAUCGGACGAGACGAUUAAUCUUGAUCCCCUCGAGCAUCAGGAGUACUGGAAACUGUUUGAAGAAUGCGCAUUCGGCAACCAAAAUCCCAACAAUUAUCCGGAGUUGCAGCAGUUAGGCCAGGCAAUAGCGGCCAAGUUUGAGGGCUCUCCCUUGGCAGCUGUGGAGAUUGGACGUAGAUUGGCGUCUAAUUUAACAAAACGACACUGGGAGAAGAUUGCCGGCAGUCAGUUCGGUGAACUCCAACGCUCGAGAGGCGACAUCCUAUCGGCACUAGAAUUCUGCUACGAGCAACUGCCUACACGCUUGAAGCAAUGCUACCUUUCUUGUGCUUUGUUUCCGAAAAAUUACUGCUUUGACAAGGACCAGCUGCUUCGGAUGUGGGUGGCCCUUGGCUUCGCUCCUUCUCUUGCCGACGAAGAAAUCAGAAGCCUAGCUGAAGAUCUUGCAAGUAGAUCAUUUUUCGUCAAUGCAGAGAGAAGGAAUAACAAGUUUAUGAUCCACCCUGUGUAUCAUGAGCUCGCGGACAUGAUUUGCGAUGGCGAGUUUUUCAGACUCGAGGAAGAAACAGAGGAAACAAAGAUACCAGAAAAAGCUCGCCAUGUGUAUGUCAAAGCGGACAUUUUGGUGAAGGUCUGUAAAGGUUUAGGAGAGAAGGAAAACUUAUACAGCCUUGUAAUCGAUGGUAGUCUAUCCUCUGGCAUCCCCAAUUCUAAGUCGGAUUUCCACAAUUCUCUGAACAAAGUGUUGGAUGAUCUGAAAGGAUUACGAGUGUUGAUACUCCCAGAGCUUCCAGGGAAUGGAUCACUGAGAUCGAUUCAGAAAUUAAGCCAUCUCGAGUACCUUGAGAUUCCCAGCAACGAGAACAGAACGCUGUCCAAGUCAUUCCUGGCACGCUACCGCCGAGGGCAGGUGAAACUGAACCAGGUCUCCAGGGAUUUGUUCAUCAAGCGCGAGGGGAUGGAUGAGUUGGCCAAGUUGUAUGGUGUAACUGCAGAUUGGCAACCGGAGGCAAUCUCGACAGCCAGCCUCGGCAGGAGGAGGAGAAAACGAUCUCUACCGCGAGCUGCACGGAAGGAUCAGCUGCUGUGGGAGCAGUGAAGAUAAAACCCAUUCGAGUGGCUAUGAUUCUUCAUAUGCAAGUUUAACUCUGGCAGCCGUGACUCCUCAAAUGCAAGGAAUAGUCGUGUCCCAUGUAUACAUAAAACUAAUGCCUCUUCUUUUAAUUGUAAGUGACACCUCUCCUUUGCUUUUCAUGUCGGUACUAGCACUAACUGUUUCAAUUUCUUAUCUGUAACUAAAUGCACCCUUUGUUUUUAAUUAAAGCCCGAGUUCUAUCUA